Messenger RNA from Ailuropoda melanoleuca (giant panda), 1229 nucleotides. RefSeq names its product retinol binding protein 4 (gene RBP4). The record is from RefSeq and is a predicted model, not a curated record. The transcript has 6 exons. Gene Ontology annotation, biological process: retinol transport. Gene Ontology annotation, molecular function: retinol binding; retinol transmembrane transporter activity. Lineage: Eukaryota; Metazoa; Chordata; Mammalia; Carnivora; Ursidae. The coding region runs from base 1 to 987 and encodes 328 amino acids.
AUGCCCAGAAGGAACUACAUCCUGGCCACAGUCACUGAGAAAACCCUGUCUGGCACCUCACAGGAUCCCUCAACGAUGGAGCAUGAUGGUUGCUUAGCAGAGCUUUCAAAAAAACUGCCGAGGGCAGAGAGGCCAAUCUGGCAGGGCUGGGGCGCGGGCGCUCAGGCACCGGCCAGCAUCACAGGUCCCCUCUCUCUGGGAGGCCGCGGUCCUCGCGCCAGGCCGACUCGCGCCUCCAGCCAGAGCAGCCGGGGGCCCCGAGGCCACCCCAGGCCGCAGCUGGCGGCCGCUGGCACGAGCGCCAGCGGCCCGGCGGCCCCCGCGGCGCGCUCGCUUCCCUGGCUCCACGCGCGCCCGACGCCGCGGCCAGGCUUGCGCGCAGCUCCGCCGGGUGGCCGGGUGGCCGCGGUUCCCGGUCCCCCGCGGUUUCCCUUACCGGCGGCCGGCCUUGCACGCCGGGCCCCCCAAACCCUGCGCUCACCUCUUUCGCAGUUCUCCGGGACCUGGUACGCCAUGGCCAAGAAGGACCCCGAGGGCCUCUUUCUGCAGGACAACAUCAUCGCCGAGUUCUCUGUGGAUGAGAAUGGCCAGAUGAGCGCAACGGCCAAGGGCCGAGUCCGUCUUUUGAAUAACUGGGACGUGUGCGCAGACAUGGUGGGCACCUUCACAGACACCGAGGACUCUGCUAAGUUCAAGAUGAAGUAUUGGGGCGUAGCGUCCUUUCUCCAGAAAGGAAACGAUGACCACUGGAUCAUCGACACGGACUACGACACGUACGCCGUGCAGUACUCCUGCCGCCUCCUGAACCUCGACGGUACCUGCGCUGACAGCUACUCCUUCGUGUUUUCCCGCGACCCCAACGGCCUUCCGCCGGAAGCGCAGAAGAUCGUGCGGCAGAGGCAGGAGGAGCUGUGCCUGUCCAGGCAGUACAGGCUCAUCGUCCACAACGGUUACUGUGACGGUAGAGCAGAACACAGCAUUUUGUAGCAACGUGGAGUUUCACUGGAGAAGUUCCCAUUAAUUCACACAGCCUUCAACUCGAUCUUACCUUAGGAGUUUAGUUUGCCCUGCUCUGCUUCCCUCCCUUCCACAAACACGGAACCUCGGUACACCUAAAAAUAUAUGUGGGGAUAAGUGAAUUUGCACUCAAAUGACUGUCUUUCCUGGAAUUUUCUGAGGAAUUAAGGCUUAGGAUUCCAGACUUUGAUUUAUUAAAAUAUAGUCACCCA